Messenger RNA from Uloborus diversus, 1212 nucleotides. RefSeq names its product S-phase kinase-associated protein 2-like. Lineage: Eukaryota; Metazoa; Arthropoda; Arachnida; Araneae; Uloboridae. The record is from RefSeq and is a predicted model, not a curated record. Gene Ontology annotation, biological process: SCF-dependent proteasomal ubiquitin-dependent protein catabolic process. Gene Ontology annotation, molecular function: protein binding. Gene Ontology annotation, cellular component: SCF ubiquitin ligase complex. The coding region runs from base 1 to 1212 and encodes 403 amino acids. The transcript is spliced from 10 exons.
AUGGAAGAAAUGGAUGUAACUCCUAUCGAAGACAUACCUUACAUCGACGAAUGCACUGUGGAGACCACAAUCUUAGCCGUUAAGAAAAGUGUCCCGAUGCAAGAGAUUUAUAAUGAUAAUAGAAAUGUUUUUUGCACUCCUACUGGAAGUUCUUCAUUUAAAGCAUUUCGAGAUGACUUUGUUAUGUUUAGGAAGUUGUACCCUGGUUAUGCUGAAGGUGAAGAUCCUUUUGAAAAGUUAUCAGAUGAAAUAAUCCUACAUAUAUUUAAGUGGUUACCCAAAAUGGUUUUAGUGAAAUGUUCCCGAGUGUGCAAAAGGUGGAGAAACUUGAGCUAUGAUGAAACAUUGUGGAGGAGGUAUGAUUUUGGAAAGAAAUUAGUUAAGCCUGGUGUUUUAGGAACUCUUUUGAGUCGCGGUACAAGUGUGUUGAGGCUAACUAUGUCCGAAAUAAAAUCUCCUGUUUUCUUAGUUGAUCCAGAUGUUUUAGCAACAAAUAUGUCUUUUUGCAAACUUCAGUACUUAGAUUUAAGCAUGGUAACUGUUUCGGAAGAAAAUCUUGCAUGUCUACUUCUUGUGUGUAAUAAGCUAAAAAAGUUAAGCCUUGAAAAUUGUACUUUGAACGAAGCCUGUUGCAGAAACAUUGCUCAAAAUACAGAACUGAUUGUUUUAAAUAUGGCUAUGUGUCAAGGUCUGACGUCAAGAGGGCUUGUCAAAAUUUGUGAAAGCUGUUCUAAAUUGAAAGAAUGGAACCUUGCUUGGACAGACCUGCGCUUUGCAGACAUGGAAGUAUUUCUACCAUGCCUUCCUCACUCGCUCAGAAGGUUCAAUAUUAGUGGUCAUAGAAAUGCAUUAGCUUAUGAAGGUGUUGCUGAUAUCACCAAACGGUGUCCUAACUUAAUUGAGCUUGAUAUCAGUGAUUCUCCUAUGUUGAGUGAAGCAGCACUAAAUAUCAUAGUCAAAAACUGUCUAAAGCUGGAACACUUGCAUACUAGUCGAUCCUAUAACAUCCCUACCAUGAGUUACAGAAUUUUGAAGGAACUGAAGAACUUCAAAAAGCUGGAAAUAUUUCGCACUCUGAUGGAAGAUGCCCUUGCUGACCUGCGUAGUUUCCUGCCAGAUGUGAAGAUUAACCAGUGCAUAUUUUCUACUGUCGCUCGACCUACCACGGGAAUACGAAGGACAAGUAUUUGGGGCCUUCGAGUCAGAGACUGA